Molecule: messenger RNA, 1810 nt
Organism: Oryzias latipes (Japanese medaka)
Lineage: Eukaryota; Metazoa; Chordata; Actinopteri; Beloniformes; Adrianichthyidae
Gene: gsg1l2a
Product: gsg1-like 2a
Cellular component (GO): plasma membrane
Source: RefSeq, a predicted model, not a curated record
AAGUGGGAUUGUGGGAAGGUGUUUAUGACCAUCAUCAUCUGAGCCUUGAGGAACACGAGGAGAUCUGACACCCAAACACAAGCGUCCACGGGAAGAUCUUCAUCCAACCGGACGCAUUCUGUCAUCCCUCCGCAGCUGCAAUCAAUCAAAGCAGCCAUAGCCUUGUUUUGGAUUAAAAUCUGAUCCCGUGGUCCGCUCAAAGGAAGCCCGGAGUAAUUUGUCAUUUGUAAUGGAUAAUAUUCCAUGAAAAGAUUUGUAAAAAGGGGAGGAGCGAUGGGAAAACUGCACAGAGCGAGCAGUGCAGUUCAGAUGAAGACGAUGAAGACUGCCAUGGGUUUCCACUGUUCCUGUGGAGGUGCCGAGGCUUUCAGAGCAGGUGGAAGAACUUCAGGGGAACCAGAGGCAGAACGCUCACGUCACCCUCAGCUGAGGAGUCCCGACAAGAUUAUGAAGAUUUGACAUAUCUGCUGGGAGGCAAAAACACCGCGGCUACAUAUCAAAAGCUGGGAUUAGUUGCCUUUUCAUCCCCUGUCCUCCGGGCCGGCCUCCACCAUGGGGCUUGAGCGCGGGCGGCGGGCUUCCCUGGCAAUCACCUUCAACUUCGUGGCGCUCACUUUCGCCGUGUCAGCGGUGACCACCAGCUACUGGUGCGAAGGGACCAGGAAGGUGGCCAAGCCCUUCUGCACGGGUCCUCCAGCCAAGGCCAAGCAGUGGUUCUGCAUCCGCUUCAACAGCACCAACAUGAACGACAGCCGGCAGGUGCAGUACAUCUUUGAGACCGGAGAGGAGAAGUUCCUCCUGAAGAAGUUCCACGCCGGGAUCUUUUUCACCUGCGAGCAGGCCUCCGACAUGAAAGGGUACGACUGUCGACGCUUCGCUGAUGUCGCACCUGAGCACGAAAAAGGUGUGCUGUGGCUGUGCGUCGUGGCGGAGAGCCUGUACCUCAGCCUCCUCUUCAUCGGGGGCUGCAUGAUGAUCCUGGAACAGUGUCCCUGCUUCAGCAUCAUGAACAAGCUGAAACUGAGUGCCUUCGCCGCCAUGCUCACCGCCCUGUCAGGCCUCUGCGGGAUGGUGGCCCACAUGAUGUUUACCACAGCGUUUCAUCUGGCCGUCUCUUUGGGUCCGGUGGACUGGAGGCCCAAGUCCUGGGACUACAGCUGGUCUUACGCCUUAGCGUGGUGCUCCUUCGGUACCUGCAUGGGUUCUGCAGUGACGGCGCUGAACCGGUACACCAAGACCAUCGUAGAGUUUAAAUACAAGCGACGGAACAUCGAGAAGAGCCUGAUGGUGAAGGAGAAGAUGAUGGAGAUGGACCUCCCAGAACCCAUGUGGGACAUGUACUUGACUGCUGUGGCAGAGGCCCCCACCGAACUCCUGAUCAACGGCCACAAACCGUCCACUGGGGAGCCGUGCGUGGAUGAGGAGGACGGCCGAAGCCAACGGCACGGAGAGGCGUACUGCUGAGGACAGCAUGCGUCUCUGCUGAGGACUGAACCGAGGUUGGCUCCAAAACUGUUCAGAAUGUUCCAGAAGAAUGUUGUUCUCACUCAUCCCUGGAAGAAGCAGGUUUAUGGCUUCUGCAAUGAAAGGGGUUGGCUUCUGUUCUCUCUCUCUUUUUUUUGUGCUUUAGGGGAGCGCGUCUUCAGGAUUUAAACUGCAUUAAAAUUCUUCAGAAGUGCAUGCAACUGAUGCAACUAAAAACAUAUGGAGCAAUAUUUAUGCCAUCACGUUGCAAAUAAAAAUAUCAAAUAUUUGCUUUCAAUUUCUUUUGCUUUCAAAUUUUUUAUCUUUGCAGUCAAAAGGUUUUUAC